CCAAAAGACACGAAGUUCAAUUAGAGCUCUCUUACAUACUCUCGCUGAUUCCGCUUGUUCCUUAGUUCUGCUAUUGAACAGCUGCCAGUUAUACAUUAGUUCAUACGGUGAUUCCACGAACCAACAUCAACACACAGUUCAAGAUGGCUGCCGCAGCUUCAGUUUACCCGCCGCUUCAUCAGCGCCCGGUGAAGAACACGGUUCUUCUGUUCGACGUCGAUGACACACUCACAAAGCCUCGCCAGCUCGUAAAGCCAGAGAUGCUUCAGCUGCUCUCCGAGCUCCGUCACAAGGUCGCCAUCGGUUUUGUCGGUGGCUCGAACCUCGCGAAACAGCAAGAGCAGCUCGCAACCGCCGACGUCAACGUCACAUCUCUCUUCGACUUCUGCUUCGCCGAGAACGGUCUCACAGCAUACCGAUUGGGAGAGCAACAGGCUAGCCAGAGUUUUAUUGGCUGGAUCGGGCAGGAGAAGUACAACAAGCUUGUCAAGUGGAUCCUCCACUACAUCGCCGACCUCGAUAUUCCCAUCAAGCGUGGAACAUUCGUUGAGUUCCGCAAUGGCAUGAUCAACGUCUCCCCCAUCGGUCGUAACGCCUCAACCGAAGAGCGCAACGAAUACCAGAAGUACGACAUCGAGAAUGACAUUCGACCAACAAUGGUCCGCAAACUAAAGGAGCAGUUCCCCGACUACGGUCUCACCUACUCCAUCGGCGGCCAGAUUUCCUUCGACGUCUUCCCCACUGGCUGGGACAAGACAUAUUGCUUGAAUUUCAUCGCGCAGGAGAAGGAGAGAGAAGACGGUGUAGACUACCAGACCAUCCACUUCUUCGGUGACAAGACAUACAAGGGCGGAAACGACUUCGAGAUCUACAGCGAUGCGAGGACGAUUGGUCACUCGGUCAAGAACCCAGAUGACACAUACGCGCAGCUGCAAGAGCUGCUCAAGUCCUUUCAGCAAUAGACGAAGGGGGGGUCGAUCGGGCACCGACACGUACACUGUAUGCACGUUCUGUGUGGAGAGUUCAAUCUGAGCAGGGUUCGAGCAUUUGCAUGUUAUAUCACGAAUCUGGACACCCAUUGAAGUCGAAAGUCCAUUCAUAGAUGUCCGCGCAGCGUACAACAGUCAAAAUAAUCACAAGUUGUGCUUUGUUGCUUCAUAAACAGCACUAAUGGUGUAGUAUCUCAUAAAUGGUCUCUACCUGCUAUG
This is a messenger RNA of Didymella exigua CBS 183.55, 1208 nucleotides long. Its product is annotated as putative phosphomannomutase. Gene Ontology annotation, molecular function: phosphomannomutase activity. Bases 144 to 962 code for a protein of 272 amino acids. Gene Ontology annotation, biological process: GDP-mannose biosynthetic process; protein N-linked glycosylation; mannose metabolic process. Lineage: Eukaryota; Fungi; Ascomycota; Dothideomycetes; Pleosporales; Didymellaceae. Gene Ontology annotation, cellular component: cytosol. The record is from RefSeq and is a predicted model, not a curated record. The transcript is spliced from 3 exons.